AUGGCGGAUGAGGAGCUGCUGUCAAAGAUUCAUGGCCUCGGCGACCUGGAUCUGGCGGCACUGCUCUGCCUUACAAGCCGCGAACAUUGCAUCAUCAGUACCGAACCGGAAGCCCUAGACGAUCUGGUCCAAGAGCUGCAGCUUGUCGUGACUGAAACCUUCAACCUCAAAGCUGCCACUGUCUCACUGACUCCGGAAACCACCCUCGACGACUUUGCCGCCUCCAUCCUGCUAAACAGCGCAGGAUCGCGAGCCGAGUCGCCACUGUUGAGGAGUCGGACCCCGGUGCAGGACUCGUAUUUUUACGGCGCGCUGCGUCCGACUUCCCAUGCGUCCCACCACAGCAGAGUCGCCCUCUCGCCGCUGUCUCAGAUCUCGCCCAGCGGCGGGCCGCAGCAGAACGCGGCACCGCAGAUCGCCAAUGUGAUUUUGGCCCGCGAUCUGGACAAGGCUCCAAAAGUUGUCCAGAUCCAGGCUCUCGAGCUGAUGCGGACUCGGCGUAUCUACACGCGCACCAGUGUACAAACUGCCCCCAAACAGUUUCUCUUCAUUGCCGUACUUGGCGCCGCUAGCGGGGGAGAGGCGAGGGUUACUGAUCAUUUGAACGACUUUUUCUACCUCGCGCACUGGCACGACCCCCUCGACGGCUUUGCGCAUCUUGAAGAGCAGGAUGGCGCCUCGAUGGUGGAGGACGAAUUUGGAACCAGGCCACGGUCCGAGACCGAGGACAGCGAUAGUGAUGCCUCGGUUGUCCGUCGUCCUAGCAGGACCAGCACGCCACAUCACGAACUAUUUGCGCGCAGUCCCAGUAGAGGUCCCUCCAAUGAUCCAGCAUUAGCAAGCAAGGGACCUCUCAUCACCGAGGCAGACGUGACAACACUUUCACUUGCGUCUCGCGAAGUAAAUGUCGAUGUGGAGGUCUUGCGCUACCAGAUGAAUCUGAUUUCUUUCAUGCGCAUGCAUCAGGCAGUGACCGGCGGUAUUAUACCACUCGCCACGAAACAUUUUGAUACUCUUGUGCGCAGCAUGGCGGUAUUACACGGGCUGGACUAUGUCACGCCGGCCUUGGUGGUGCUGGCACUGCGCAAGAUCUACCUCCAUCGGAUCCGCAUCGUUCGCGACCACAGUAUGGAGCGCAGCAUGCAGUGGGGAAGCGAGGCAGCUGCCGUGGAGCAGCUCCUUGAGGGCGUUGGACCCGAGGAGGUUAUGGAGGACGUCAUUGACAUGGUCGAUGCACCGCUCUGA
Messenger RNA from Pestalotiopsis fici W106-1, 1245 nucleotides. RefSeq lists its product as uncharacterized. The transcript has 2 exons. The record is from RefSeq and is a predicted model, not a curated record. Lineage: Eukaryota; Fungi; Ascomycota; Sordariomycetes; Amphisphaeriales; Sporocadaceae. Bases 1 to 1245 code for a protein of 414 amino acids.